AUCUGGAAAACUCUUAUUAUGGGUGCUCUAAAAUGUCUGGCACCUCAAUUAUGAAUAAAAGAUUACCGUAAAAAAUACGGGCGUGACACAGUUCUGGCUGCGGCACGAGGCGGGAGAUGGUUAAAAAGACGAGUCGUGCGUCGCACGCGCAAACGCAUGUUGCGAUGACCGGCGUCGCGUGGUGGACGUGCGCGCUGCUGGCGGUCGCGAGCGCGCGCAUUUACGAGCGCUGCGAGCUCGCGCACGAGCUGCAGCGGCUGGGCGUCGCACGGGAACACAUACCCACGUGGGUGUGCAUUGCGUACCACGAGUCGCGGCUCGACACGGCCGCGCACAACCCCGUCAGCGGCGACCACGGCCUGCUGCAGAUCAGCGAGCUGUUCUGGUGCGGACCCGGCAAGGCGUGCGGAGUGCCCUGUGACGCCUUCCGCGACGAUGACAUCGCGGACGACGUGGAGUGCGCGUUGCAGAUCUACGAGGAGCACACCCGCCUGCAGGGCGACGGCUUCCUGGCGUGGGUCGUGUACCCGCUCUACUGCAAACACACCACCAAGAAAUAUCUAGCUGAAUGUGAUAAUUACGUCAAGAAUACUACUUUGAAAUCCGAAGAUAAACCCAGUGCUCGUGCUUUUAGCAAUACAAACUUCUCAUUUACACAAAAUCCUAAAAUAGAUGAAUUAAAACCGCCGUAUUUGGCGAUAAGCUCAUUAUUGCGAGAUAGGCAGCGAUAUAACUCGAUCCCAACAAAAAGAGAUUGGGUGAAUUAUAAAUUCGAUAAUAUAGAUGAGCUGAGACUGCCUGUGUUUGGUACGAGCUUUAGUACUCCUGCUUCGGUGAUCACAUCGCCUGCUACAACUAUGACAACUUAUAAACCUCCAGUACCUGUGACAAAUAGACCAACAACGCGAUUUAUAUUCACUACACCUGCAACGGUCGAGGCGACAACACGCAGCAGUUACCCCACGACGACGUCUAAACCGACAACCAGGUUUACAUUUGCAACAUCGCCUGCAACUUCCAAGCCAACAACGCGCAGUUACUCGCAGUCCACCACCCCUCAGCCUUUACAAACGUUUACAACAAGCAGAUCGACACCACGUCCUACAUUUAAAUCCACGACACCUGCAACUGUGACAUUAACAACUCCAGCCAUAUUUAAAACGACACGUGCCUCAUUUACGACCCCAACUGUUAGUUCUACAACGCCCGCCACCUUUAGAUCCACAACACCUCCCAUUUUUAGUACAACGAAGCGUUCAUAUUACACUUUAGCUCCUCUCCAAGUAACUACCUUAAAGGCCCGUGGCUUAGCAUUACCGGAAACUCCCUUCAGAAGAAUCGAGACGAAUCAGCUUAAAAGUAAGGUGAAAACUACGACGUCAGCCCCUAGUACUACUACCUUCAGCACUCUGCCUCCAUUUACAACGUCUAAAUACAGAGUUUCGACAGGAUAUUUUACAACUCAACGACCUCUCUCCUUCGGCAUCCUGACAUCAACUACAGCGAGACCUAUACAUACAUUUAAAUCUUUCACGACGCCAAAACCUUUUCCGCAAAUGACUACAAAAGCGGAAAGAAUUUAUGACUUCAUCGAUCAAGAAAAGAAAACAACUCUGUCCAUAUUCGAUCUUUAUUUGAAACCUACAAGACGACCGAAAUUGCUACCAUUCAGCGUCCAUACAAUAAACAGUCCUUAUAAAUUGAGUAUAUUUUCCGGCGGAACCACUGCUGCUCCCACAGCGAACACAGGGGACGCUAAAACACCGACCGGAGGAGCCUCACGUAAUCAUUUCCGAAGACAAAUUUCUACUUCUGAAUAAUGAGGUCAAGAGCGGAUAAAACGUAUUGUGAACAAAGUUGUGAUAGUUUUGUAUAAGUUUAUAUUGUUGUGAUUGUAAAUUAAUUAUUUAUUCGUAUGCCAAUAAAUCAUGUCUAUAAUUAUA
Messenger RNA from Pectinophora gossypiella (pink bollworm), 1943 nucleotides. Its product is annotated as mucin-5AC-like. Lineage: Eukaryota; Metazoa; Arthropoda; Insecta; Lepidoptera; Gelechiidae. The transcript has a single exon. The record is from RefSeq and is a predicted model, not a curated record. Bases 117 to 1820 code for a protein of 567 amino acids.